AUUUGACGGUUUUCUCUGAGUGUACAUGCUGAGCAGUGUCUAUCCGAGCGGUCCGCGCCAGCACUGCCAGGCUUAGGAUGGCGCCAGGUGGCGAGGAUGUCGGGGGGAAUCUUUGCGCCGUUGGCCCACUGUUUGAUAUACGAGCGCAUAUACAAUUGGAAUACGACGUGCUCUUCAACCCAGGUCAUCCACCACCGAUUCCUCCCACGCGCUCUUUCCCACUCGAGAAGCAGGAGCUCGCGCAGCACACCGACGGCGACGGCGACGGCGUCGGCGGCAGACGCGCCGGCAGAAGCUGCGCCGCAGCGAUGCCGGCGACCGAGAGCAGCGAGCUGCAGCCCGCUGGCCGUGGGUCGUGUGGGGGUUCUGCGCCGACGCCUGGACUUCCGCCAUUGGAGGGUGGUCGCAUCCCAGAUCUGCCGCCGCUGCUGCCGGCGACGUUGUCCUGUGAGCGCCGCUGGUCAGAUCUACCGGCGUCGGAACUCGCGGCACCUGACGCUGCGGCAGUUCAUGAUCCGCGAGCUCUCGAGGGCGCCUUGUUCAGAGCGGUAGGCAAUGGAGGAUGCACCAUCGGAAUGCCGCGCGUUGCAGCGCAAGAUCCAAAUCGAGGUGUGCGCAUGUCGUAUAAGGAUUUGCUCCAGUCGGUGACACAUAUGUCGGACGUUCAAGCGGUUCUUGAUUCAUCUGAAGCUCGCUGGGCUGACCAUACAACAGAGCACAGCACAGAUGUGGUGGAUGGUGGUGGUAUUUCUGAAACUCUAUUGGCGGAUCUUACAGCGGAGCGCAGUACAGGUGGAGUGCAUAUCGUUGGAUUUUCUGAGGCUCAUAUAGCGGAGCACAACACAGGGGAGCUGGGUUGCAGUGAAAUAUUUGAAACUCCAUUGGCUGAUUAUACAGCGGAACACAUCACAGGUGGAGUGCAUGUUGGUGGGGUUCCUCAAGGCCCAACGACUGAUCAUAUAGUAGAGGACGGCACAGGUGGAGUGGGUGGUGUUCGGUUUGAUGUAAUCGACAAUUUAGUCCAACGCUGUACACUGCAUGACGUUUCAUCCGGGAAGGAGUCUGAUGAAGACACUACAUCAGUUCUUGGAAGCUAUUUGCAACGUGGCAUUUUUAGUGUCAGUGACCACCCGGUGCCGGAUGACGCAUUCAACCAUGAAAACAGCAACGACCACCACCAAGAUGAAGCCGUUGGUCAGUGCCAAUGCGUAACUGGCAAUCCAUAUUUCCAUGUGAUAACAGAAGUUUGCAUUGAUGCGUCGGCUCCUUGGAAGAAAAGGGGUAGGUCUGCGACAAACCGGACUCGGUCAAAUGUCCGCAUGCCGAAAGGCAUGAUUCCAAUUGAAAUAGCAUUGAGGAAUGCUUCACGGCGUAAAACGGGAUACAUAUUUGAGCCAGUAUUGGGUAUCACUUUUGACUCAGAGAAUGAAGGAUAUGAAUUCUACAACAUGUAUUCAUGGGAAGUUGGUUUUGGGAUCAAAAAGGAUAAUAUUGCCACAAAUAGGAAGACUGGAUUCCAAACAAUGUGCGAAUUCCGGUGCCUAUGCUUGGAUCUGGUUUAUCCACCACCAUCCAACUGAACUUCAAAUUAGAGGAACAUCAAUACACCGGAUGUUUGCAUCGAUCGUCGACUUCAACAGUGACACUAUCAAUGCCAUUGUCCGCCUAUACCAUACAUUGGAUGAUGAACUAUACAGUAUACACUUUUUACAGCGAGACAAGGUGUAGGCACUUCAUAACAUCUGAGUUUGCAAGCGCGGUCCUUGGUGGCAAUGAGUCAGAACUGCUCACAAGUUUAAGGCAUAUUUUUGACGGUUACCACAUAACAUAUGACAUUGGCCAAUUGUAGUAUGGUUUUAGCACCGGUUCUGCUUGAGUGCAGUUGGUCGCUCUAUGUUUGGAACUUUCAGCAUAGAAAGAUUGUGGUCAUAGACCCGGUGGAAAUGUUUUCCGGCUACAACAAAGUCAUGCGCAAACAUGAAGAAAACGUGGAUAAAAUGCACGAAGCUAUGACCAACUGUAAGGAACAUUUUUUCCCGAACCCUCUUGUCAACAUGGAUGGAUGGAGACAUGAAUUUUUGUCGGUAAAUGGCGCAAAUGGUUUGAGGUCGUAUUCCGGCCUGUACACGAUGUUUUAUGCCCGCUACUUUGAUGGGAAUAUGAUAACAAGGAUACUCACAACGGAGUCACAAGAGCUUCAUAGAUGCAACAUCCUCCACCAAUUGUUGAGCAUGCAACAGAACAUUGGUCAACUGCCGCCACUUAUAAAAGAUGCGCUGGCUGUGGUCACAUAACCAGCAUGUACCCUUUUCUGUCAUCAGUGGGUCUGCGGGCACUUGAUUUAUUUUGGACACCAGCGAUGUAAUGGUCUGCCGUUGCUCGUUAAUAGCACCGUCAACAUACUGCAUUUUGUGUUUUCAGCCCGUGAGUUGGCAUACUGCAAACCCAGAUGUUUAAUUUUGCAGCCCCAAAUGCUAUAUUUGACAUAGGAGAACCAUUGUUAAUGUGUGGGCAAUGUGGGCAGUGUGUGGGCCA
Panicum virgatum (switchgrass) is the source of this 2535-nucleotide messenger RNA. RefSeq lists its product as uncharacterized. The record is from RefSeq and is a predicted model, not a curated record. Bases 78 to 1580 code for a protein of 500 amino acids. NCBI's taxonomy places the organism in Eukaryota, Viridiplantae, Streptophyta, Magnoliopsida, Poales, Poaceae. The transcript is spliced from 10 exons.